AUGAGGUUCAAGACGGAAUUGAAGAAUGUGCGAACAUUCUCAAAGCUUACGGCGGCUCUGUCGUCGCUCGAAAAGAUCGCGUGGAUGCGCCUGGACGACGAUACGGUGCGCUUCACCGUGAUACCAGACCAGGGUUCACAAGUAUGGGCCUCGCUCUCGAUGGACCAUAUUUUCGACUCGUACCAACUUCAGUCCGCUGAGCCGUCCAACACAAUCAAUCUUGAGCUACCCUUGGGCCCACUCCAGCGCGCCCUCAAAUCUGCCGUCAAUGGCACGUCUGCCAGCUUGCGUCUCACCAAAAAGGACGGCAUCCCCCUCCUAUCCAUGACCAUUACAACGUCGACAUCCAACGGCAAUGCCUCGGGCGCACCGUCGCGGUUCGGGCCCACGGGCGGAGCCAGCAGGAGCAGACGCAAUCACAACGACUUGGACGAGGCGGAGCGCCUCUUUGGCGGAGCUGACGGCGACGACGAUGAUGGCGUCUUCAACGUUGAACCUCUCGAAACGCACUUGAAUCGCGAGCGCGAAAAGAUUGUUACCCAGGAUAUACCUGUGCGCGUGCUGCACCCAGAGCACGUCGAGACCAUUAUGCAGCCCAAGGUGCGCGAGCCCGACGUACACAUCCAGCUGCCGGCCCUCUUGUCCCUCAAGGCCGUGUCGGACCGCUUCACCAAGCUUGCGCUGGCGGCCAGGGCGGGCGGCGGAAAUUCUGGCGGCAGCGGCAAUAGCAUGGCGUACUCGCCCAAGCUUGAGAUUGCAGCCAACAUGCACGGCUCGCUCCGCUUGAGUCUCCAUGCCGAGACCCUCGACAUUGCAAGCCAGUGGGAUAAUCUCGAAAAUCCGCUGCUAGAUCCUAGCCAGCUGCAGUGCCCCAUUGAUGAACACCCGUCCACCAAGUUCCGAGAAGAAGGUCCGGACAAGUGGGCGACCGUACGAGUCGACGGCAAGGAUUGGAGCAAGGUGCUCAGCGUAGGCCGUCUUGAGGGAAGAGUCAUUGCCUGUUUUGCCGACGAGCACGCUCUGAUUCUGUACGUCUACGUACCUCAGUACGACGACGUUGGGGCCGAAGAUAGUGUUGUGACAUACUAUGUUUCGUCUUACAGUCUAUGA
Molecule: messenger RNA, 1110 nt
Organism: Pestalotiopsis fici W106-1
Lineage: Eukaryota; Fungi; Ascomycota; Sordariomycetes; Amphisphaeriales; Sporocadaceae
Exons: 4
Coding region: 1-1110 (369 amino acids)
Biological process (GO): mitotic DNA replication checkpoint signaling; mitotic intra-S DNA damage checkpoint signaling; meiotic DNA integrity checkpoint signaling
Cellular component (GO): checkpoint clamp complex; nucleolus; site of double-strand break
Source: RefSeq, a predicted model, not a curated record